Molecule: messenger RNA, 4619 nt
Organism: Etheostoma spectabile (orangethroat darter)
Lineage: Eukaryota; Metazoa; Chordata; Actinopteri; Perciformes; Percidae
Gene: atad2b
Product: ATPase family AAA domain containing 2B
Exons: 28
Coding region: 148-4503 (1451 amino acids)
Biological process (GO): transcription initiation-coupled chromatin remodeling; nucleosome disassembly; nucleosome assembly
Cellular component (GO): nucleus
Molecular function (GO): ATP binding; histone binding; ATP hydrolysis activity
Source: RefSeq, a predicted model, not a curated record
CGACUUGAGAGAGGGGGAGGGAGGGAGAGAGAGCUAGCUAGAUAGACAGGGAGAGAGAGAAAAAUGGCGCCUCGAUGCUGCGCUCACUGAGGCAGUGUUUGGAGCUGGCUUGGGAGAUUCAGUAAGGGCAGACAAAAGGAAAAAAACAUGGUGAACACAAGGAAAGGCUCACGGUCGGGGAGCGGUCCCUUCAUCUCCUCGAGGACUAGAUCGUCGUCGAGAAACGAGCGAAACUCUGAUGAACAUAAAGAGCUCAGUAGUGAUGUGAGCAGUCCAAGCAGUUCGCGGCUGGCUCCCCCUUCCAAGCGGAUGCGGCGCCAGACUGCCUCCGAGCCCAGCUCCAGUGAUACCUCCCCAUCCCCUCAGACCAAGGGCCAGAGGGUCAGCUGGGAAAUUCCCACCUACCACACCAGGUUGUCCUCUCGCAUAAUGCAAAAUGGACACGCCCAUAUGAGUCACCGGAAUGAAGAGAGUGGAGGGGGAGAUCACUCUCGCAUGAAUGGCCAUGUGGAGCUGAAGAGGAGCUGCCGCGUGAAGAAGAGCCAAUUUGAACACCUCAAUCAGAGCCUGCUGUUUGACCAGCUGGUCAACAGCACUGCGGAGGCUGUCCUUCAGGAGAUGGACAACAUCAGCAGCAUCAGGCAGAACCGUGAGGUGGAGCGACUUCGCAUGUGGACAAGAGACACUGAGGAGGAAAACAUGGACAUGUAUUCUCGGGUGAAGCGCAGAAAAUCCAUGCGCAGGGGCACCUUCAGCAUGCCUACACACCACAAAGUCAUGAGCAAGACGGAGCAGGAGGAUGAAGAGGAGGAAGAGACGGAAGAUUCUCACGGGGAGGAAGAGGAGGAGGACGCAGAAGAUGAAGACGACGAAGGGGAUGAAGCAGAAGAGGCAGGAGAGGAAAAUGACAGGCCGUACAAUCUGAGGCAGCGGAAGACGGUGCAGAGAUAUGAGGCACCACCUAUUGAACCUGUGAAUAGAAAACAGAGCAACCCCUCACUUUUUGACACCCACAGAUCCCCAGCAAGAAGAAGCCAUAUAAGAGUGAAGAAACAUGCCAUUCACAGCAGUGACACCACCUCGUCUUCUGAUGAAGAGCGGUUUGAGCGGAGGAAAAGCAAAAGCAUGACCCGGGCCAGGAACAGAUGUCUGCCCAUGAACCUGGCGUCAGAAGACCUGGCUAGUGGGGUGCUGCGUGAUCGGGUGAAAGUGGGUGCCAGCUUGGCCGAUGUGGAUCCCAUGAACCUUGAUAGCUCAGUGAAAUUUGACAAUGUGGGUGGCCUCAGUAAUCACAUUCAGUCGCUAAAGGAGAUGGUUGUGUUCCCACUGCUUUAUCCUGAGAUCUUUGAGAAGUUUAAGAUUCAGCCUCCCAGAGGGUGUUUGUUCUACGGCCCUCCGGGGACAGGAAAGACCCUGGUGGCGCGGGCGCUUGCCAAUGAGUGUAGCCAGGGAGACAGGAAAGUUUCCUUCUUCAUGAGGAAAGGAGCCGACUGCCUCAGCAAGUGGGUCGGCGAAUCAGAACGCCAGCUACGCCUGCUCUUUGACCAGGCUUACCUGAUGAGGCCAUCCAUCAUUUUCUUUGACGAGAUUGAUGGUUUGGCUCCUGUUCGCUCCAGCAGGCAAGACCAGAUACACAGUUCUAUUGUGUCCACGCUGCUGGCCUUGAUGGACGGCUUGGACAGUCGUGGGGAGAUAGUGGUCAUUGGUGCUACAAACAGACUUGACUCUAUCGACCCGGCACUCAGGAGGCCUGGACGCUUUGACCGGGAGUUUCUGUUCAACCUGCCCGACAAGAAGGCCAGAAAGCACAUCUUGGAGAUUCACACACGGGACUGGAAUCCCAAAUUGGCUGAGCCAUUUGUAGAUGAACUUGCAGAAAAAUGUGUCGGCUACUGCGGUGCUGACAUUAAAGCACUUUGCACAGAGACAGCCUUGGCGGCGUUGCGCCGCCGCUACCCCCAGAUCUACGGCAGCAGCGUCAAACUGAAGCUGGAUAUCGGCUCCAUCGUCCUGGGGCCGGGCGACUUCAGCAAGGCCAUGAGGACAAUCGUCCCCGCCUCCCAGAGGGCCCUGGCUCCCCCUGGCCGAGCCCUGUCCCCCACCCUCAGGCCGCUGCUGGCCAGCUCUUUCUCCUUGUUGCUGAAAGCUCUGCUCCGAGUCUUCCCCCACGCUCAGUGUACUGACAGGGACCACACACACGGCGCUGACAAUCAACUGCCUGAAGAGGACGUGUACAGUGAUGAUGACAAUGAAGAACACUCUGCUUCCAUCUAUGAAGUCCAGCCUGCUGCAUCCCCAAAGAGUCAGCACUCCUCUUCUGCAACGCACAGACCCUUCCUCCAUUUCUCCUCCUCCGCCCUCCAACAGCCGACAGCCUACCGGCCUCGUCUGAUGCUGGCCGGUCCCCCGGGCUCAGGACAGAGUUCCCACUUGGCCCCCGCCUUGCUGCACCACCUGGACAAGCUGCCAGUGCACCUCCUGGAUUUGCCCACUCUGUACUCCGUCAGCGCCAAGACGCCAGAGGAGUCCUGUGCUCAGGUUUUCCGCGAGGCCCGCCGGAGCGUGCCCAGUGUGGUGUUCAUACCACAUAUCUCAGAGUGGUGGGAGAUAGUGAGUGACACUGUUAAGAGCACCUUCCUCACCCUGCUGCACGAUGUCCCCUCUUUCUGCCCUGUCCUUAUCCUCGCCACUGCUGAGACCCACUACUCCCAGCUGUCAGACGAGGUGAGAAGUAUUUUCCAGAGGACCUACGGGGAGGUAGUGACGCUGUGUCCUCCAGGACCAGAGGACAGGAGGAGUUUCUUCACUGACCUGCUUCUGGUCCAAGCGGCCAGGGCUCUGCCACGCUUCAGGAAUAAGGAGAGGCGUGAAGAGGUACUACCGGUGGCAGAGGCUCCAGGCCCCAGAGUCCUGUCAGCAGAAGAACAGCGCCGCCUGGCUGAGCAGGAGGAGAACACACUACGAGAGCUCAGGCUCUUUCUCAGGGACGUGACCAAGCGCCUGGCCACCGACAAACGCUUCAACAUCUUCAGCAAGCCAGUUGACAUUGAGGAGGUGUCCGACUACCUGGAGGUUAUUCGGCAGCCCAUGGACCUGUCCACUGUCAUGACCAAGAUUGACACCCUCCAGUACCUGACAGUGAAGGACUUCCUGUUGGACAUCGAUCUCAUCUGCAGUAAUGCUUUAGAAUACAACCCUGACAAGGAUCCCGGAGACAAGGUGAUCAGGCACCGAGCGUGCAGUUUAAAGGACACAGCCCAUGCUAUAUUUGCUGCCGAGCUGGACCCGGAGUUCGACCGCAUGUGUGAAGAGAUCAAGGAGGCACGCAGGAAGAGGGACCUCCAGGCGCCAGCUCAGCCGACGACGCUGAUGGGCGCUGUGGCAACCAGAAAGCACCACACAGCGGGAGAGGAGCCAGCCAGGAGCAGCACUCAGGGCGAGGCCACGGACAAACAGUGCACCACUAAUCACAUAAAGCGGAAGAUGCGCCGGCGACCAUCUUGGGGGCGGGGCAUCAUCCGUAAGAAGAAGAUCUACAGGAAGGAAAUGGAAGAGGAGGAGGACGAGGAGGAGGCAGAGGUGGAAGCUGCAAGGCCCAGUGACUCGUGUGUGACACAGGAUGAGGAAUCCUCAUCUUGUGACACCAUGGGUCCCCAGCCCAAUGGCCACCUUCCCCACGUCCCCUCCACAGAGGAGGAGAGCUCUAACGAGCCCCCUGUUGCAGCUCCAGCUGAACCUCCAGAAGCCAGUAAAGCCCAAAAAGAACCAACACCUAAGGAUGAGGAGCCCACAGCCAAAGAGGCAGAGCCUGAGAACACAGAAAAAUGCAAUGAGCUAUUUUGGCUUGAUGGCAGUACUCAGCCCAUGGCUGACGGGGAUGGCCAGGCCAGGCAGGCUGACUUCCAGCCUUUGAUUGAAAUGUCCGAGUCUUUAGAUACUGAGGUCCAGCCGAAGCACACAGAUGGUCUCCUAGUAUCACAAGCGGACUGUGUGAAUGGAAAUGCGUCAAUGGACAGCCUGGAUUCGCAGAGCCUCAAAAGCAGCAAUGAGGCUGAGAAAAGGACUCCUCAGAGCCCAGCUGAAAGCUCUAAUGGACCAGUACAGGAAGAGCACAAGGACAAAAAUGAGAGCAAUCAAACUCAGGAGCCCCCUCCCCAGGAUGGCAGGGCAGCAACAGAAAAUGUUGAGGAAGAUCAAGAUAUAGAAGGGGGUUCCACAGCCAAGACAUGCAAGGUGAGCCUGUCAGAGCAGCUGAAGGGAUCUGCUGAAUGUACAGAGGAAGAGCCACAACCUCCCCAUCCUCCCUUAGUGGUUGACCACCUGCGACUUUCGGCUCUCCUGGAUGUGGUGGUGAAGAAGAGUGAGGGCUACAGUGUGGAGCAGCUGGAGAGACUGUACUCCCUCCUCAGCCAGUGUAUCUACCAGCACCGCAGAGAGUACGAAAAGACCCAGCUACUGGAGGAGAUGGAGGAGAGAAUCCAGCAUUUCGAUACAUUCCUGUGAGAAUACCUAAUCAGGUAGCUCCUGCACAGCCCGGGACCACAAAGACACACAAACUGAGUGAGUGAGUGAGAGGGAAGGAGCUUCUGAGUCCAGCCCUCAACACAAAAAGACACACA